UUGUGUACUACCACUAAUUUCUCGAAACUCAAUGCAUUUCCUCUUACCUCUAUGGAAUAAAUUAAACCACAUUACUUAUGGAAUUGUUGGCCUAAACUAUUACAAGGCAAUCGGAAAGGUAGGGAGACCCACAUUGUUGUCACAUGCAUGCACAUAUUUUACACAAACAGUUGGCAUGCACACUUAUAGUUCCAAGUUUAGGUUCGGUUCUACCCUGUUCCUAUAAAUAGAUUGAAGUCAUGCCAAUUCCCAAUCAAGCUUCCUUGUGUUUGGUGCAGCGCUACAGAGAAAAGAUGGAAGCUAUUUCUGCAUUGCCAAGUGGUAAUCAACCAGUGAGGUCCAUUAGUUUGCCCACAAGAGUGCACCCUUCUUCUCAAAGAUUUGAAGAACUUUUGAACCAUCUUAGGCCUCACCAUGUUUCUGUCUCAAGAACCACAUGUUUGGAAGCAGAGACGAUUGAAAGCGAUUUGGUUGUGCUUGCUGAGUUGUACAAGUGCAUGGAGGAACUCUUCCAUUCUCCACAGACCCAACAAGGACUUUUGCACUACCAAAAUGGGAAGCUAGUGGAGGAGGCAUUGUGUGGUUCAGUCACACUCCUUGAUGCAUGUGGCAGUGGAAGGGAUUUGUUGUUGGCUCUAAAAGAACAAGUGCAAACUCUUCAGUCAGCCAUGCGUAGAAGAAGAGGAGAUUCAAGCAUUGAGAAAAGCAUCUGUGAAUAUAAUAGCUUCAGGAAGAAGGCCAAGAAGGAUAUUGCCAAGCAACUAGGGGCAAUGAAGAGAAUGGAGAAUAAAGUUAAUUGUUGUUCUCUAAUGAGUCAAACUCAAGAUCAGCAUUUGAUAUUUCUAGCCAAAGUUCUAAGAGAAGCAAGCAUCAUCACUAUCUCUAUAUUCCGUUCUCUUUUGCUGUUCCUGUCAAUGCCAGGACUCAGAACAAAAGGGACCUCCGUGAUCUCAAAGCUAAAGCCAACUAGGUUGUUUUCUUCAGACAAAGAACAGAAGAACACAAAUGUUGUGGACCUUAGUGCUUUGUGCUCCCUCCUUGGAAGAGGGAAACACAGUGAUGCCAAGGUUGAACUUCAAAGUACUCUAAGAGUGUUAGAGACAUUGAAUGUUUGCAUUGAUGGUCUUGAAGGUGAAUUAGAUUGCCUCUUCAGACGUAUAGUUCGAAAUAGAGUGUCGUUUCUUAAUAUGCUUGCUCAUUAGCACAAUGAUUUUGUGUGAAUCAUACCUUGUAAAUGUGAAU
This is a messenger RNA of Vigna unguiculata (cowpea), 1242 nucleotides long. RefSeq lists its product as uncharacterized. Gene Ontology annotation, biological process: shoot system development; root development. The record is from RefSeq and is a predicted model, not a curated record. Lineage: Eukaryota; Viridiplantae; Streptophyta; Magnoliopsida; Fabales; Fabaceae.